UCAGGAGUCAGGCUCGAACAGAGAGCAGCAGACAAGGUGGCGAGUGGACAGAGGGAGCAGCACAUUGUCCUCACUCAAGACUCAGAGGGAUCUCUUCAGAUCAGAGAUCCUGACCCAAACCACUCCCUCGGGAUGUCUGUCAACAACUGCUCUUUCGAUCUAAUAGCUGGGAAAGAAGAGUGGCAUUGUCCUCCAGAGGAAAUCUGUGUCAACAUGACUUCUGGCAUGAACGGAAAUCUACUUGAUGCAUGUCUGACAGAGGAAGGAUACCUAGAAAAGUAUCUGGGACCCCGCCGAUCACCCAUUUUCCUCCCCGUCUGCCUCGUCUAUCUGGUCAUCUUCUUGGUUGGCGUCGUGGGGAAUGUGCUGACGUGUACAGUCAUUGUACGCAACAAGGUCAUGUGGACGCCAACGAACUACUACUUGUUCAGCUUGGCAGUGUCAGACCUGCUGGUGCUGCUGCUUGGCAUGCCACUGGAGCUGUAUGAACUGUGGCAGAACUAUCCCUUUCUCCUGGGAAAGGGAGGCUGCUACUUCAAAACCUUCUUAUUCGAGACGGUCUGCUUGGCGUCAAUCCUCAACAUUACUGCACUGAGCAUCGAACGUUACAUUGCUGUGGUGCACCCACUUCGUGCAAAGUACGUCGUGACUCGGACCCAUGCCAAACGGGUAAUCCUGACCGUGUGGUGUGUGUCAGUGUUGUGCGCGGUGCCCAACACAAGUUUGCAUGGAGUCCUGAUCAUUCAUGUUCGCUCCACUGGCCCUGCUGGAGUCGUCAACCAGGAGAUCCCAGACUCAGCCAUCUGCACGCUGGUGAAGCCACGAUGGAUGUACAACCUGACCAUCCAGCUGACCACCUUUUUGUUUUUUAUCCUUCCCAUGGCCACUAUCAGUGUUCUCUACAUGCUGAUCGGGGUGCAACUUAAGCGUGAAAAGAUGAGGCAGGCACUAGAGGCCAAGUCUGGGUUUGGAAAGGACAGUUUCUGUAAUAUCCGCACGCAGCAGCAGAAGGCACGUCGGCGGCAGGUCACAAAGAUGUUGUUUGUUCUUGUGGUGGUUUUUGGGAUCUGCUGGGCCCCGUUUCACACCGACCGCCUCAUGUGGAGUUUUAUCAGCGACUGGACAGACAGCCAUCUGGAGAUCUUUGAAUAUGUGCACAUCAUCUCUGGUGUAUUUUUCUACCUCAGCUCAGCAGUCAACCCCAUCCUUUACAACCUCAUGUCCACACGCUUUAGAGAAAUGUUCAAGGAAGUGAUGUGCCAUCGGCAACACCACAUCACCCCAAGAAAACACUCAUUCAGUGUGACCCGGGUGACGCUUCGCAGCACCCUGAGCGAUGUGCCGCUUAGCAACGGAGCCAUUGUCGUGGAAGCUGAGACAGAGGAUGGAGAGGGGAGGAUGAAAGACAAGACAACUUUCUCAUGUCAAAAGCAGCUAUGAGGGAGGCGCACUCUGUUCAACAUGACCUUUUAUGUUGACAAGGGUUGGCUUAUUCUGAGCCCGUGCGUCCAUCUUCUGUCAACAGCAGCCACUUUGCACAGUUAGAUCAACAACAUACUGUCUGGAUACAACAUUGUUAAAAAACGCAUGCAUACACUCAAACACAAAAUUCAUCUGAAGUUGUUGAAUUUAAAUGUUAUUGUUCCAAACUAACGUUUAACUCAAUCUGAUAAGCUUUAAAAAUCCAAGUUCAAUGAGAAACCGUUUUUACUUGAAAACAAUAUUCUGUGACUCUUCAAAAAACAGUAAAAAUGCUCAAAAAUGAUGGCACUCGGGAGCUUUCUGAUCAGAAAACGGCUGGCAGUGAAUGAGUUAAUCGUUGGCUAGCUUACAAACAUUAGCUUACAUUCUCCUUACAGCGGCUCACCGAUGUAAACAUGUUGCCAACUUUGCCAGAAUUCGUCCAACUGGAUUUAUAACAUUCUGUGAUAAACAGCUUUGACUGGAGCUGAUGUAAAAAAAAAAAAACAUAAAAAAGUCUGGAUGCCUACCAUAUUUUUCCGUGGGUUGGGUUAUCGUGUUCAGCUGCCCAGAUAUCUCAUUACGGCGAAGCUCAUCAUGCUAAAUAAAUUACAAUUUUCAUGGGCAUAAUCCUAUAUUAGAACAAUACUGUUAUUAUAAAUAAUUAUCUUGCAUCUCGCUAUAGUGGACAGUAACACAUGUCCUCCAUGGGGAAAUAUAGGAUUAUAAAUACUAAAUAAGAAAAUGAGGAGAUGGUGUCCUCAGUUCUCUUGAUCCUGAGAAAACAAAUUUUCUUGUUAAUGAAGUAGAGCAAAGAAUUGAUUCAAAAACUUGAAAGACAAAGUUAUAGAAAAAAAUCAACAAAAUCUAAUCUAUUUUUUUAACUGAACUAUCUGCUGGCUUUACUAUGUGAUUAUUAAACAAAGAGCAGUACAAAAGAAAUAACAAUGGCCUUUGCCACUAGACAUGUACAGCAAUGGAUAUAGGAGGAUCUUUGUUGACAUCUUUUUUCAUCUUUGUGCACACGCGCAAGUGGCUGGGUGGCAAAAGCAAACUGCUAUCAAUAAGCAACUUACACUUUUAAGAGAGUUUACGAACGAAAUCCCCGAUUUAUAAACACUUCAGAGCAGGUUUAGAGAGAAGCUUAAAGUCUGUAUUGAAGAGAAAUUUUAAGUUAUUAAAAGCCAGAGGUGUGGACUCGAGUCACAUGACUCGGACUCGAGUAAUUAUUUUAAUGACUUCUGACUUGACUUAAUAAAAUCUAUAAAGACUUACAAUUUGGCUCGGACUUGAAAGCCAAUGACUUGCGACUUGAAUCGACUUGCAUCUGUUGACUUGAUGAUGACUUGAGCAUAUAUGAUAUUUUAGCACAAAAGUGGCACGACAUGGACAAAAAUCAUAAAUCAUUCUUCGUUCUGGGUUUGAUCUUGCACUGCUAAAAGCAACAGCACUUUGUUUAUCUGCUUGUUUGAGCAAAUGAAUGAAGCUUCAACCCUCCCACUGUCUUUAUGGGUGACCCUGCGAGGAAAGUUGAUCAUUGAGCAGGAUUGAUGGUUUUUCCCUUGAGGUCCACAUGGCAGGGGUGAGGUGGUGCUCACUCCUCAUCCCUGCCACAUGGACCCAAGGGAUAAACUAUCAACCCUGCUCAAUGGUCAACUUUCCUCGCGGGGUCAAACCCAUUAAGACAGUGGGAGGGUUAAGAAGCUUUAUUUCUGGAAUUUAUUUAUUAUCAUUGUCAUUAAAUUGAAGUUUGACAGAUGACUUGAUUAUGACUUGACAAUUCAAAGUUAAGGACUUGAACUUGACUUGGACUUCCACAUCAUUGACUUUGCACUCGACUUGGACUUGGUUGUCUUUGACUUGGACUUGACUCGAGACUUGACUGGAAAGACUUGUGACUUGCUUGUGACUUGCAAAGCAGUGACUUGGUCACAGAGGUGGAAAGUAACAAAUUACAUUUACUCACUUUACUGUAAUUGAGCUGAUUUUUUGUAUAUUUAUACUUUUUAAGUCGUUUUUAAAAUCUGUACUUUUACUUUUACUGUACUUGAGUGUGUUUUUAAAAAUGAAUUGUAAUUCGCUACAUUUUAAAUCAUAUCCAUUACUGAGUAAAAAUAAAUCAUAGGCUUAAUAAAUUAAAAAUAUUUCGUGUAGCAGCAUCAGAACAGAAAUCUGAAAUGUUUGAAUUUAGGUUAUGUGACAGGUUAGAGCACAGUCUCAUGUUAGAGUUUUUCAUGAAAACAUUGAGAUCCCUCACAUGCUGAUGGCAUCUAAAAAUUAACUUUUUUUUCUUUUUUCUAAAUAAAGAAAAAUUUUAAUCACAAUUGAAACGUACAAGCCUAGAAAAACCUCGUCCAAUCAAUGUGCACGUCCUGUUCUCACUGACUGGAUAGAAAUCCCUCCAUCAAACUGUGUGUGUGUGUGUGUGUGUGUGUGUGUGUGUGUG
Molecule: messenger RNA, 3907 nt
Organism: Nothobranchius furzeri (turquoise killifish)
Lineage: Eukaryota; Metazoa; Chordata; Actinopteri; Cyprinodontiformes; Nothobranchiidae
Gene: nmur1a
Product: neuromedin U receptor 1a
Biological process (GO): neuropeptide signaling pathway
Cellular component (GO): plasma membrane
Molecular function (GO): neuromedin U receptor activity
Source: RefSeq, a predicted model, not a curated record